UUCCAAAUGAAGUUUAUAAAUCUGAUAUUAUUGGCCACGUCAGUGACUGGCCAAUUUACCGAUGAUUUCUACAAACAGUUGGCCAAAGAUAAUGCCAACAAGAAUCUUAUUUCGUCGCCUCUUUCCGUCGAUAUUGCCUUGAGGAUGGUCUACAUGGGAGCUGGGGGAAAGACAGCCCAAGAAAUGAGGGACGUCUUGAAAUUGCCCGCGGAUACACAGAAAGUGGCUCGUAAAUACAAGAAAUUUCUGACAUAUCUCGAAGAACGCGAGAAGGUUGCUAUCCUCAAUAUAGCAAAUCGUAUUUACGUAAACGAUCGUUACUCUAUAGUUCCGGAGUUUAAUCAAGUGGUCAACGACUCCUUUAAGGCCGAAGCAGAGGCUAUCAGCGUAAAUGAUCCUGAUAAAGCCGCUUCGAUCAUCAAUAAGUGGGUGAACGAUCAGACGCGCAGCAGGAUCAAAACCAUAGUUACUAACAAGGAUACAAGUUCGAAUAUGACAAUGGUUCUCUUAAAUGCAAUAUACUUUAAAGGCCAGUGGAAGUACAAAUUCGACCCUGAGGAGACCAAAAAGGCUAAUUUUAAAACUGCUGAUAAAAAAACCGUUCCUGUCCAGAUGAUGAAGCUAAUUGGGUCAUUUAAGGUUGCACAUGUUAAGGCAUUGGAUGCCAAAGUGAUCGAGCUUCCUUACCGGAAUUCAAGCCUCUUCAUGGUCAUCUUUUUGCCAAAUAAAGUCGAUGGCUUGCAAAAAUUGGAAAAGAAAAUCGCAGGCUUCUCCACAAGGCUUCCAAUGUGGAAUGUGAACUUAAAGCUUCCAAAGUUUAAAAUCGAAUUUUCCUCGGAGCUAAAAGGUGUUCUUGGGACGAUGGGCAUAAAAGAUGCAUUUUCUGCUAAUGCGAAUUUUGAAGGUCUAGUAAAAACGGGCGAACCCAGGAUCAGCAAAGUCAUACACAAGGCCUUUAUUGAGGUUAACGAAGAGGGUGCCAAAAAGAGUACAGCAGCUGUAACAGGUACUCUUGGUUUGCUUAGUAUAUUGCACUCUUUACAACCUACAAUUAAAUCCGCAGGUUCAAUAGGGCCCAUUGUAUUAAGGUUAACCAACCUACACAUGGACUUCACUGCCGAUCAUCCGUUUGCCUACGUCAUUCGUGAUAAGGACACCAUUUACUUUCAGGGACACUUCGUAAGACCAUGAAAAUAAAGUACCAUUUUCACUGGCAUUUUGUGAACCAAUUGUCAAUAAAUAUGGAGAUUAAUCACA
Drosophila subpulchrella is the source of this 1257-nucleotide messenger RNA. Its product is annotated as serine protease inhibitor 42Dd-like. NCBI's taxonomy places the organism in Eukaryota, Metazoa, Arthropoda, Insecta, Diptera, Drosophilidae. Bases 7 to 1191 code for a protein of 394 amino acids. The record is from RefSeq and is a predicted model, not a curated record. The transcript has 3 exons. Gene Ontology annotation, molecular function: serine-type endopeptidase inhibitor activity.